AUGAUAAAGGGAUGUUAUAAUAUUAAAAAAUAUACAGAAGAAUUUAUCUUAAAAGUGUCUUGGUGGAUCAAACUACUAAUAGCACCGGUAGUUGCACUAGUUAUUGUAAGUAAUUACCUUGAAAUUGAGUGUUCAAAAUUGGCCACGUCAAUUAGUACUGACUUAUUGCAGAUCAAAAGUAAAAUAAUCCAAUUUGGUAUUUAUUUGUUUGCUUUAGAAACCAUGAAAUACUUAACAAAUAUUUUUAUCACUUUCUUUGUUUCUAGUUCUAUUAAAAGAGCAUAUUUUGUUUUUAUGAAAGAGUAUUUAAGUAUAAAAUAUGAAGAUUUUACAAAAUUAUCUUCUGGGGACAUCCAGUACGAUAUACAGCGAAGAUCGAUAGCAAUAAGUGAUUUUUUAACUGUUUUAACUAUUAGUUUUAUUUCUAAUGCUAUUUUCUUUAUUGUUGUUUGUCAGAAAUUGAUAGUUAGUUUAAGUUUAGAGGCUGCCUUAAAAUCAAUUAUACUCGUAACAAUUUUUUUGAUAGUAGUUGUUUAUUCUCAAAGAAUGAAAUCAACUCUCAGAGUGAAAGUAAAUCAGGGAUUUAUUAGAAAUAGUAGAAAAGUAUGUGAUGUACUUUUGAAUUAUGAAAGAAUUGUUGCAUAUGAUAAUAUUGAUAUUGAGUGCAAGAAGUAUGAAGAUGUGUCUAAGAGUCAGGAGUAUCAUGCCAAACUAUUCUGGUCAUCUUAUGAAUUUAUUUUUUUUAUAAAUAGAAUCCUUUUUGCUUUACUUGCUGCCUUUAUUAUUUACGAAUUUAAGAAAAUGAAUUUAACAACAAAUGAUCUUACAAUAUUUGAAAUUAUAGGAAUUAUAAAUGCAUUGGAUCCUAAAAUAAACGCAUUAUCAUACAGUAUUGAUCAACUAUGCUUACAUUUUACUAAUUUUAAUCAAAGUACAAUUGAAGGAUAUGAAUCAGAUGAUGAGAAGUCAAAAUUAAAAAUUUAUGGAUUUGAUCAUUCUCUGGGUAUGAAGAAUCUUAGUUUGAAAUUAAAUAAUCAAGAAAUCCUUAAAAGAGUUAAUCUUGAAAUUAUCAAAGGUCAGAAAGUUGCUAUAGUUGGACCAAGUGGUGCAGGUAAAUCAACUAUUUUAAAGCUUGUUAUGGGAUUUUAUGAUAAUUACACAGGUGAUUGUAAAAUUGACAGUCACCAAUAUUCAUAUAUUAAUAAGAGAAGAUUAAGAGAUGUGAUAUCUUACAUCCCACAAAAUCUCUAUCUAAAGGGAACAGAUUUGUACAGCAAUCUCACAAUGGGUGACACUACUAAGACACCUGAAAAAAUCAUUGAGAUAUGUAAAACAUUUAACUAUCAUGAUACGUUUAAAGAGAUUGGUUAUAUGAAAAAUGUUGGUGUUCAGGGAAAAAAUUUAAGUGGUGGCCAAAAACAGAAAGUUAAUUUUAUGAGGGCUUUAAUUAAAAAUGGAAUUAUUUUUAUAUUUGAUGAACCAACAUCUAAUAUGGAUAAGCUUUCUGAACAGAAUGUUUUUAAUCAUCUUUUUAGCAAAAUGUUUAAUAACAAAACUUUAAUAAUGACAGUUACAAAUUUAAGUUUAUUAGAAAGAUUUGAUAAAAUUUUAUUUUUAGAAAACGGUGAAUUGAAAGGUAAAGGUAAGUUAGGUGAACUUUUAGCUAAUAAUAAUGGAUUUGCAGACUUUUAUGAAGAAGGAAUUAAAAAUUUUAAAAAUUAA
Hepatospora eriocheir is the source of this 1722-nucleotide messenger RNA. The record is from the annotation of a GenBank genome assembly. Lineage: Eukaryota; Fungi; Microsporidia; Hepatosporidae.